AUGGCCGACAACCUUGAGAAUCCUCUUCACUGCGGUUGUGAACAGCAGGAGCUGUGGGAGUGGCUUAGGGAUCACCAAAAGCUCGUGGGUCUCACCAAGUCUAACCUCAGGUGUGAACACCCUCCAGAGCUCCGUGGCCUCCUUUUCCUGGAACUGGAGCCUCCACGGUUCUGCUCUGCCCCUCUGGUUCUCAAACUUGCUAUCCAGGACAUUCAGCCUUUCAGCGUCCUCGUUUCUUGGCAAAGUCGCAACCACUCCGGCCUACAUGGAUAUAGGGUCGCGUACCAUGCUUUGGACAAGAAAGGACCUGCCGGAAGAGAGGCGGUGCGUGGAAAGUUCCUGGACAGAUCAGCAAGGUCAGUGAAACUGGUCAGGCUGUUUCCGGAUACUCGCUAUCUGAUCUGUGUUCUUGGGCUGGGCAGUUGGGGCCCACCCCUCAGUCGCCAGCAGGCCAACAUGACCGGUGAGGUGCUCUUGGGGGACCCUGUGCCACACCUCACUGACUCCCAGAUGAGCCGGUGUACCGAGGUGCGCACUCUGGAGGGGGAGGAAGGUCUAGAGAACCAAGACCGUGGGAGAGGAUCCAUCCUGACUCGUCGUCUGGGUCUGAUCGUCGGCAGUUGCAUGGGGUUUGUCGUCUUCAUCGUCCUGGUCUCCGUCCUGGGCUAUCUAAAGCUAAAAAAACAGAGGGAAUGUGCUAAGAGAGAACAGCCAGGCCCUGCAGAGUAUCUCUCCUACAGACACUUCUCUCUGCAGACCGCAGACCCUCUAGGACCCUCCUAGCAUAUUGCCAAUCCCUUGGAAACCUCCACCAAGGGAUGUGACCUGUACAUUUAACCCCUGCAUUUGUGUAAGUUAACGUAUGCAGCACGAUCAAGACUAUACAAUUGUUUGCUAAAAAUGUGUUACUAAGGAUCUAUUUUGUCAGGACUGGGAUUUUAAACAAAUGAUUCCAUCUUAUAGAUAAAAUAUUUAAGUACGCUUCGUAUUUGAUCGAAUAUGUUAUUUUCAGAAUAGAGCUUUUAAUGAUUUUACUAUUGUAGCUACGUUAUAUUGACCCGUUUAGUGUUAAAAACACAUUUUGAAAAUUAUAUUCGUGGUGCAAAAAGGUGGUAAGACGCAGUGUGUAUCGUCAUAGCCGAUCUAUAGCUGAGAUAUUUACUCAAUUAACAGGAUUGUUUGUCUAAGCACUGCCAAAACUUUAGUUAUGACAUUUCUAUGACGUCUGCGGGAUUUUUCAUAAAAAGUAUGUUAGGUGGUAGGUUGUUUAUUUAUACAUUUUUGAGAUGAAAUACAAGCUGUACAAAUGUUGAAGGAGUCACUUAAUUCUUCGUAAAUCGUUAUGUUUUAAACUAGCUUGGCUCCUGUUUUGAACAUGUGUAUAUCUGGAAUUAAAAAAUGUAAUGGUAGGUCGUGGAUGUCUACGGAUUUUUGAUUGACUUAAUUCAGACAUGCGUCCACUAGUUUUAUGACAACGUGCCAAAGUGAGUUAAAUUGACUUUAAAAUGUAUUGUUAAUAUGUAAAAAACUACUUUCGACCCAAUUAAAUUAUUUCUAUAUUUUACUUUACUGUUCCAAAUUAAACAUACGAGAGUUAUGAUUAUUAGGUUUAAAUUUAACUAUUUAAGGUGGUGUGCUAUUUCAUGAACUUAACCCAAUUAAACAUGUAGGUAUCUAUAAACCGUAAAGUGUAGAACUGACGAUAAUUCCUAUCUAGGGGAUUGCAACAGUUAGCCUACGGUAAAAGAUAGUCGUAGUCACUACUUUUAACCUCACCGAGUCCACGUUUUAUAUAAUAUUAUGUGUUUGUAUUUUUAGUAUUUAUUACCGUACGAUAAGACGAUGGUGUUAUGUAAUAUAUUUAGUAAAAGAGAUCUGUGUACAGUUAUUUGUAAGGUUUUGUGCUUAAGACGAAACGGGUAGUAUCCGAGUUUGAACGAACAUGAAACAAACAUCCUAUAAAGAGAAAUUGUAACAACACCAAAUAAUACGUAUAAUACAUUUUAGUAGACUGUUUUAUUUAUUCUUUAAGGAUAUGUAUACUUUUUCAUUAUUGUAAAAAUAAAUGUAAUUUAGGGACAUCAUAUAGAUAUGUCAAGAAUUUACUCUCAGCUUAUGUGUAUAAAUGUUGUGAACCUUAAUGUAUAUAUUUGCUCAAUUGUAUGGAUACUAACAAAGAUAUGUAUUUAAAUGUAUCCAAUUUUUAAUAGUUUGGGGAAAGGUCGGGUAUUUAUACAUAGCAGUGCUUUUUUAAAUUCAAAAUACGGAACUAAGCAAAUUUCAAAAAUUUAAUCUUUUCUUAAAACUUUUCCGUCGCUCAUAUAGUACAAUAUCAGUCUACAAAUUUACCAUAUGAUAAUAGGGUAAAUAUAUAAUGCAUAUUGUAGCUAUUGUUCUCAUACUUCAAUGGCCAAUUUUCAAUUAGGACGAAUAUUGUUUAUGUUUAUCAUAAAACAGUACAUAACUAAUUAUAUUUUUAUUUGUAUUAGCUAUCUAAAUGUUGUAUUUUUGUCGACUAACUAAAGUUUUUAAAUAGAAUAAAUUCGCUAUUUUAAAAGGACAUAAUUAUUUAAAAUGGUGUUAAUAUCACUAACAAUUGUUUGUGUAUGAGGUCCUAUUGUUUAUAAUUUUUACAACGGAAUUUCUAUACAAAAUUAUUAAAUUAAUAAUUAAAUAACGCA
This is a messenger RNA of Macrosteles quadrilineatus (aster leafhopper), 2681 nucleotides long. RefSeq lists its product as uncharacterized. NCBI's taxonomy places the organism in Eukaryota, Metazoa, Arthropoda, Insecta, Hemiptera, Cicadellidae. Gene Ontology annotation, molecular function: protein binding. The transcript is spliced from 4 exons. The coding region runs from base 1 to 783 and encodes 260 amino acids. The record is from RefSeq and is a predicted model, not a curated record.